AUGUAUGUUGGGCUUCCUGGCUUUCGAGACGCAUAUUUUGGAGGCGUGGUCGGGCUUGAGGCUGCGUCCAAGCAGUUCUUCGAUCAGUGCCUCAACGGGAACUAUUCUGCCUUCCACGGCGGCUGGGAGGGUUGGCCCCAGGAUACAAACGAGAAAAGCGUGCUAGAGUGGCUUGCUGGCUUCGUCAAGAAGCUGGCGCUGUUUGCAAACACCCAGCAGUCAAACACGACACAUCAACGAAGCCUCUUAGCACACCCAAACACACCGAUGCAGGGUUCCACAGCAGAUCGCAAACUAGAUGUCGGGUUCGUCGAGAACCACGAGGCUGGCCAAGGGUCUCGACACCACUGGAAGCAAAUCCUGGUACCUGGAGAACUCAAGAGUAACCCAUCUGCCGACACAGCCUCCAAGGCCUGGCUUGACCUUGGAAGGUAUGCGAGGGAAGUGCUCGCCGCACAGGACACCCGACGCUUUGUCCUGGGCUUCACGCUCUGUGGACCUCUCAUGAGGGUAUGGACCUUUGACCGGCUUGGAGCCAUCGCGUCAGAGCAGUUUAACAUCAACAAAGACGGACUACAGUUCGUGUUCAUCGUACUUGGAUUUCUUUGGAUGGAUGAAGAAGGCCUAGGGUUUGAUCCAACGAUUAAGGUAUUGGAUAACAACCGCUUCGUCAACAUCAAGCGGAAUGGUUCCACAGAGCGAAUUGUUAUUGAUGGGGUGAUUCUACGGGCACGCUGUGUGGCUGGCCGGGCUGCGACUUGUUGGAAGGCCCACCCUGAGGAACACCCAGACACGCAGCUUGUCAUCAAGGACUCAUGGCAGUAUCCUGAACGUGACGAAGAGGGCGGCCUCCUACGGGAAGUAACGGACAAGCAUGUUGUGAAUGUGGCCCGGUAUUAUUACCAUGAAACGGUCCAGGUUCACGAGAUAGACGAUGACAUCUGCAACAAUGUUCGUCACGGCCUAAAUGUCAUAGCAGCAAGCAACUACCGGCCAGGACGACAGAUGCCACCAAGCAACAUGGCCAAAGAUACCACGCGGAAUGGCCGCAGCAACACCAGCAGAAAGCGUCCAUCCAGCCAAACUGAUUCCACCCUUCCCCCAAGCAAGCGAUCCUGCUCCGCGUCUCCUACCAAGGCUGUAAGUAUACCUCCCAAUCGGGUUCAUCGGCGGAUUAUUCUUCAGGACUACGGCAAGCCUAUAUACAAGGCAAGCUCUCGAUCAGCACUACUUGCUGCCCUCGUAGGCUGUAUUGACGGCCACGAGUCUUUGUACAAGGCAGGCAUCCUCCACAGGGAUAUAUCUAUCAACAACCUCAUGAUCAAUGAGGACAGCGGCAACCCAUCCUGGCCAGCGUUUUUGAUUGACCUUGACCUGGCCAUUCGAGAGCCACGAGAGAGUGCCUCAGGUGCCAAGGGAAAGACCGGCACGAGGGCCUUUAUGGCAAUCGGGGCACUAAUA
Messenger RNA from Colletotrichum abscissum, 1461 nucleotides. RefSeq lists its product as uncharacterized. The record is from RefSeq and is a predicted model, not a curated record. The annotation marks the transcript as partial. Lineage: Eukaryota; Fungi; Ascomycota; Sordariomycetes; Glomerellales; Glomerellaceae. Gene Ontology annotation, biological process: protein phosphorylation. Gene Ontology annotation, molecular function: protein kinase activity. The transcript has a single exon.